Molecule: messenger RNA, 2312 nt
Organism: Annulohypoxylon maeteangense
Lineage: Eukaryota; Fungi; Ascomycota; Sordariomycetes; Xylariales; Hypoxylaceae
Product: general substrate transporter
Exons: 5
Coding region: 594-2189 (531 amino acids)
Biological process (GO): transmembrane transport; carbohydrate transport
Cellular component (GO): membrane
Molecular function (GO): carbohydrate:proton symporter activity
Source: RefSeq, a predicted model, not a curated record
GAAUCUAAUUAGCGUUGAUAUCAAACUCCAGAUUUACGGAAUAAUUCCCCAACUUCGGCCUACUCCAGUCCCCAGAUCAACUAGCCCUGGCCGCCCAUGGGGUAAGAAAACUAGGGCCUACGCAAGCUAGAGCCAUUGCUAUCUAGUCCAGCCAGGGUCACCUCGGCCAAGUGACGCCCAAAGCCUUUCGACCAAGCAAUCUCGCGAUUCUAUUUGGUGGAAGAAUACGGAAUUUACCCAGCCUGCAUUUUCCACCCAUCACAGUCCCCGGGACAUGGAUCUCGAGAACCACCAGAGGGGAUUCCAACCCCCAGAUCUCUCGCAUCCCGGUACCCCCAAACAACGUGGUAUCGCGGUGAGGCGAGAAAUCUGCUAUCGGCAGCUCACCCGCAGCAUGCAUGCCUUUAAAGGUAGGGUGUCGCCGCUCAUCUUACGACCUUCCUGGUCUUUUUCUUUCUCGUGUAUCGCUGAAUAAUACUCGGACGACGGUACCGCGCUCGUUUUUUUUAAGACGGAGACAGAGAAUUGAAGGCACCGCGAGACGUCAGAUAUUGGGAAAAGAGGCUUGGGAUCGUUCCCGCUAAUCGAUAAUCAUGUCGUCCAUAUUAAGAUAUAUCGUCAAAAAUGACGCGAUGAAAACAGAUCCGAAGGAAAUCUACGGAUGGAGGGUUUACCUUUUGGCUUGCUCGGCUUGUUUCGGCGCCAUGUCUUUCGGAUGGGAUAGCGGUGUGAUUGGCGGUGUUAUCAACCUCGACUCAUUCAUCCAAGCCUAUGGUUUAGGAAGCAAAGACGACGUCGCGACAGCUAAUCUCCAAGGAAAUAUCGUCUCCGUUCUGCAAGCUGGAUGUUUUGUCGGCUCUCUCGCGGCUUACCCCUUAACCGACGCUUUUGGUCGCAGGCCUUGCCUGAUGGUUGCCGCUCUCUUCACUCUAGCUGGUGUGGCCAUGCAGGCUGCUGCGUCUGGUCAUCUUGAGCCCAUGUAUAUUGGUCGAUUCGUCUCUGGUCUUGGCGUUGGCGCAUCUAGUGUCAUCAACCCUAUCUACGUCACCGAAAACGCGCCUCGCGCCAUCCGUGGUCUUCUUACCGGCAUGUAUCAAAUGUUCAUCGUCACCGGUGGCAUGAUAGCCUUCUGGGGCAACUACGCCGUCAGCGUGCACUUGCGCGGCCCGAAGCAAUACAUCGUGCCCCUAUCCAUCCAAGGUCUCCCCGCGCUCCUUCUCUUCUGCCUAAUGGCCCUUUGCAACGAAUCUCCCCGCUACCUCGCCCGCAAGGACAAGUGGGAGGAAGCCAAGGCCGUGCUCGUGCGCAUCCGAAACCUCGGCCCCGACCACCCGUACGUGCAAGACGAGUUCCAGGAGAUCGUCGACCAGCUCGACUACGAGCGCCGCCUCGUCGGCGACGCCAGCUUCUGGUCCCUACAGAAGGAGAUGUGGACUGUCGCUACUAACCGCAAGCGCGCCAUUCUCAGUAUUCUGCUUAUGGUCUGCCAGCAGAUGACCGGCACCAACGCCAUCAACGUGUACGCCCCGCAGAUCUUCAAGAACCUCGGCAUCACGGGUACCUCGAACUCGCUCCUCAGCACCGGUGUUUACGGCAUCGUCAAGGUCGUCUCCUGCGGUCUCUUCUUGCUGUUCAUGGCUGACUCCCUUGGUCGUCGUAAAUCUCUGCUCGUCUCGUCUGUCGGCCAGGCUUUUUGCAUGUUCUACAUCGGCCUAUACGUGCGCAUCUCGCCUCCCCAGGAUGGCCAGCCUGUGCCUGGUGCCGGAUACUUCGCUCUCGUCUGUAUCUUCAUCUUCGCUGCUUUCUUCCAGUUUGGUUGGGGUCCCGCAUGUUGGAUCCUAGUCUCCGAGAUCCCGGCCGCGCGUCUACGACCUAUGAAUGUCGCGCUUAGCGCUGCUACGCAGUGGCUGUUCAACUUCGUCGUCGCGCGCGCUGUGCCGAAUAUGUUGGCUACCGUCGGAGCGCACGGGUACGGUACUUACCUCAUCUUCGGCAGCUUCUGCGUGAGCAUGUUCUUCUUUGUCUGGUUCUUCAUUCCUGAGACUAAAGGUAUUUCCCUCGAGCAUAUGGACCAGCUUUUCGGUGUUGCGGAACAACACAAGCUGGAGGUCACCGAGGGCUCGAAGCAUGAUGUGUCUAAGAUCGAGAUCGAGGAGCAUUCUAACCGGUCGGACAAUAGGAGCGUGUAAAAAGGAUAGUAAUGAAGGAUAUGAAAACUAAAAUACCCCGCUGCUCUUGUAUGAGUUUCUUGUAGGUUUAGAUAAUUAGCUGAGAAUUUGUGAGAUUCUGCAAUAUUUCAAGCACUUUCGGAA